AUCAAUUUUAGGAUCUAUGUCCAAUUUUGGCCCUGUGAUUAUUUUGGACCCUAUGUCAAAUUUGGGCCCACCACAUCAAUUGUGGGCCCUAUGUCACUUUUGGGCCUCAUGUCUAUUUUGUCACCCAUUGUAAUUGUUGGCCAUAUGUCCAUUUUGAUCCUUUGUUUACUUUGGGCCCUAUAAGUAUUGUAGGCCUUGUGUCAAUUUUGGGCCCAAUAUAUAUUUUAAGUCUUGAUUCAUUUUCGGCUUCAAUGCUAAUUUUGAGUCGUAUGGCAGUGUUCGGCCCUAUGUGGAUUGUGGAUAUUGAGUCGUACGACGGAUGGACACCCGACCGAAAUUAUCAGGGUUUCUGCCUGGGGCUGCGAAACCCUAAGCAUUGAAAUUAAGUUGAAAAGUUCGGAAAAACCGCGACUUUGAACUCUAUUCUGAGAAAAACAACUAGAGACAAUAAUAAAUUGUUUAAACAAUUUGUUUCAACAUCUAAUUAUCAGUAUAAAGUAGUAUUUUAUGUAUUAAAUCAAUUUUUAGUUAAAAACUCAAUCCAACUAAUAUUGACGAUUCUAAAUAAAAUGUACGCAUUUAUUGUUUUGUCGAUUCGAACAAGUUUAGGGGCGACAUGCAAGGCAAUUCGAAAAAAAAAUCCAAUGCAUUUUUUAACAGCCCUAACAAAUAUUCUGGCACCAUCCAAUUAAAUUUGGUUCAGCUUCACCGAAAAAUGUAAAGUUUAAUUGAAAAUUCUAUUUGUUUCAGUUUAGAAAUGUAGAAAAUUUUAUGAUUGGCAGUGAAAUCUUGAGACUAAAAUGUCGGGGGUGGAGGAUAAUUUAAAAAUUUUUGAGGACUCCUUCCACUCCUUAAAUAGCAAUAGCAAUAGCAAUGCUACAUCUCGGACAUAUUAUAGGAGAAGUAGCUUGGCAACUUCCCUUCAUGCAAAUCUGUUAGGUCCACCUAAUCCAGAUGUCGUGGGAUCUGCACGUCGAAGACUUAGCAAUGUGAGCGAUGUCGUCUCCAGGAAAAUCUCCCGGACCAUGGGUUGGAAGCUGGUCUCUGUUCCUGUGGAAUUGACAGUCUCACAAGUUGAUUACGCUGGAUUAUAAGUGGAUAUAUUGCUUGGAUUACACGAAUUACUCAAAUUACUGGAUGACAAAUGGAUUACGCUGGAUUAGAGUGGAUUACUCUAUAUUAGAACUGGAUUGCGACGGAUUACAAGUGGAUUAUUCUAAAUUACUUGAAUUAUACGGGAUUACAAGUGGAGUAGUCUCGUUACACUUGAAAUUCCUGAUUAGAGUGGAUUACCAGUUUGGAUAAC
Molecule: messenger RNA, 1306 nt
Organism: Belonocnema kinseyi
Lineage: Eukaryota; Metazoa; Arthropoda; Insecta; Hymenoptera; Cynipidae
Exons: 2
Coding region: 801-1094 (97 amino acids)
Source: RefSeq, a predicted model, not a curated record